AUAUAACUUCACACCGUUCUCCCCUCUCCCUUCUUCUCUGUAAACCCUUCCGUUGAUUGAUCCCAAUUUCCUCUCUCUACCUUCCGCCGCGAAUUACUCUUAAGUCCGCCCUCGCCGUCGUAGCGUUGUUGGCGAUGGGACUAUUGGAUCAGCUCUGGGAUGACACGCUUGCCGGACCGACCCCGGAUUCCGGCCUCGGCAAGCUCAGGAAGCACCCAUCUCUCACUUCCCGAUCCGCCGCCGUGAAGGAAUCCUCCAAUGGGAAGAGGUACGAGGAAGGAGUAGUAAUGUCGUCAUCGUCCUCGGAGGAUAGUGUGAAAGUUUCUCGGAGGAUUAUGAUCGUAAAGCCACCUGGUGGUUACCAGUAUGGUUCACCGCCGGUGUCGCCUGCCGCCUCUUCCACUCCACCGUCAUCUCCUUUUUCCGGUAGAGAAUCAUUUAGAUUUCGAAGAAGAUCGACAUCGGACGCUUAUGGGAAGACGACAAGUGAAGUCGGAGCUCGGACUCCUACUUCUCCUUUUGACAUGUGAGAUAUGACAGUGAUAUCAACUCGAUCAUAAUCUUCGGCCCCAAAACUUUGGAUGAGAUCAAUGACGAGUGAAAAUCCUUGUAUCUUUUAGGGUUUGCUUAAUAAUGUCUAUAGCUUUUUGUCGAGAAACGUUGAAAGACUUUAGUGAGCCCGUUCGAAUUACAUAGGUGUGCUUUGGUCAUAUAAUAGAUGUGUAGGUUUGUCGUCCCGUGGCCUGCUGAGAAUAAUUAUAGGAAAGGAUUUUGUUUGUGUGGUCUUCAUGUUCUUUUGUGUAUGGUUUGUAGUUUUAUCACUUGUAGUAAUAUCUCUCAGUUGACAAUGAUGGUGUCUUUACUUUGUGUAAAAGAGAGACCAACAUUUUCCUUUUACCUAUUUUUUCUGUUUAA
Cucumis sativus (cucumber) is the source of this 915-nucleotide messenger RNA. RefSeq names its product dormancy-associated protein homolog 3. Bases 135 to 530 code for a protein of 131 amino acids. Lineage: Eukaryota; Viridiplantae; Streptophyta; Magnoliopsida; Cucurbitales; Cucurbitaceae. The transcript is spliced from 3 exons. The record is from RefSeq and is a predicted model, not a curated record.